This is a messenger RNA of Lasiosphaeria miniovina, 496 nucleotides long. RefSeq names its product mitochondrial distribution/morphology family 35/apoptosis. The coding region runs from base 149 to 400 and encodes 83 amino acids. The record is from RefSeq and is a predicted model, not a curated record. Gene Ontology annotation, molecular function: phosphatidic acid transfer activity. The transcript is spliced from 5 exons. Gene Ontology annotation, cellular component: mitochondrial intermembrane space; cytosol; nucleus. Gene Ontology annotation, biological process: phospholipid translocation. NCBI's taxonomy places the organism in Eukaryota, Fungi, Ascomycota, Sordariomycetes, Sordariales, Lasiosphaeriaceae.
UCUCCGGAACCAAGGGGAUUCAUCAUUCCAUACUAGAGAUUCUACCUUCUCUUCCCUUCCCUUCCCUUCUCCAUCUCUUCAUAUCCUCGGCAUUUAUAGUAACCCCUAACUCGAUUAUCUUGGUGCCUACUCGGCGGCAGCUUUCAAGAUGUCACAGUCGCUUGCGAAGCAGUGUAACGAACUAAAGGAACGUUAUGAUACCUGCUUUUUAAAAUGGUAUAGCGAAAAAUAUCUCAGGGGAAUUGGCACUGCGGACAACAAUGAAUGUUCUACGCUCUUCAAGGAGUACAGCAGCUGUUUGCAGGAGGCCCUUAAAGAGCGAGGCAUCGACAGACUGUUAGAGGACGCACGGGAAGACAAUAAGGAGAAUGACGCUGCAUUUCUUGGGAGAAAAAAGUAGACGAAGGACAACAUCGUGAUGCCCUACAGCGCCACAUCCCGCCCCAUCCACAUUGCGCGUCUGUUUACACGUCCUCUACAUAUUGUGCAGAGCAAC